Molecule: messenger RNA, 8001 nt
Organism: Bemisia tabaci
Lineage: Eukaryota; Metazoa; Arthropoda; Insecta; Hemiptera; Aleyrodidae
Source: RefSeq, a predicted model, not a curated record
UGUAUUGUCGUUUGUGUUGCAGGAUGGUCGCUAGGCGAAGAAAAGCAGGAAAUGAAGGACACGCGUGAAGGAGAGGACGUUACCCUGGAGUGCCGCUUUCCGCCGCAGCUCAAGUCGCAGAACCCCUCCUUCUACUGGCUCAGGGUCAACCGACACACGCACGACAACGUCGCCAUCGAACAGACGCCCCUCGACAAUAACUACAGGUUGGACUUCCGUCCGGAGCAGGGGAAAUACGACCUGCUGAUCUCGAACGCGUCGUACGAGCGGGACAACGGGCGCUUCGAGUGCCGGGCCAAGGCGCCGGGCAGCGGGACCGACCUCCAUUCGCAGUCCUUCGUCGUCACCGUCCUCACCCCGCCGGGCCCCCCUCGAAUCUCCCCCGCCCCCAACACCACCGCCACCGAGGGCAAACCCCUCGAGCUCGCCUGCUCCAGCGCCGGGGGCAGCCCCGACCCCCUCAUCAGGUGGUACCGAGAAGGAAUCCGCGAACCCUUGGAGACGGCCACUCACUCAGGCAAAGAUGGCGUGACCUCAGCCAUCCUAUCCCUGAGCCCGAAAAGGGACGACGAUGGCGCCAUCUUUCGUUGCGUCGUGUGGAACCGUGCCAUGCCCGAAAGCGCACGACUUGAAACCAAGCUCACCCUUAACGUCAACUACUUCCCGCGCGUGGAGGUUGGCCCCGAGCCGGUGGUCCGCGUGGAGCGCGAAGGGACGGUGACGCUGCAGUGCAACGUGGACGCGAAGCCGCGCGUGAGCGGGGUGCGGUGGACGCGGAACGGGCGGUUCGUCGCCACCUCCUUCACGCACACCCUCCGCCAAGUGACGAGCCAGGACGCCGGCAAGUACACCUGCACCGCCGACAACGGCCUCGGCCAGAGCGGCGAGGCCGAGAUCACCCUCGACGUCCAGUACGGACCCCAGGUGACGAUCCAAUCAGGUCCAGGCGUGAGCCGUCAGCGCGACGUGGAGGAAGGCGAGAGCGUGGUCAUCCACUGCAACGUCUCCGCGAACCCAGCCCCGACGACCGUGGAAUGGCUUCGAGAGGGACGUCCCGAGUUCCGCCAGUCCGGAGAGACCCUCGUCCUCCAGAAGGUCUCGGCCGACUCCGCCGGCACCUACACCUGCCGCGCCGUCAACGUCCUCAACCCGACCUCCCUCGCCAGGACCAGGACCAACAAGGUUGGAAAUGCAUCGAUCACUUUGCUGGUGCGUCACCAUCCAGGACAGGCAAGGAUCACCCCCGAUCGGCCAAUCGCGACCGAGGGCGCUGGAGUUACCCUUACGUGCUCUGCCUCCCCUCCUGGCUGGCCCAUGCCCACUUACCGCUGGUGGCGGGAGUCUGACCAGCCUAGUUCUUCCUCAGGCUCGGCUGUUACCAUCCUGGCCACUGGCUCCAAGUACACCAUCCCGUCCGCCCAUAUUGGCAGCGAGGGAAAAUACCUUUGUCAGGCCAUGAACGAAAAGGGUAACGGAGAUAUCGCAUCUGUCAUCCUCACAGUCCACCAACCUCCUCGAUUCCUCGCUAAGCUUCAGCCGCAUGUCACCAGAAGGGUUGGUGACUCAGAAUUCAGUGCAAUGUGCGGUGCUCAAGGCAAGCCAAAACCCUCUAUCAAAUGGUUCAAGGACGGUGCAGAGAUCUCCCCAAAAUUGUUCGAUAUUAGUACAACUGAAUCGGAGGGUGAGAAUGAAGUCUACACUGUGCACAGCACUCUGCGAUUUUCUGGUCGGGACAGACCCAACGGCAACGAGCUCAUACCGUUCGAUCGUGGAGUCUACUCUUGCAUUUUUGAAAACGAAGUCAAGCGAGCUGAAACAAGCAUGCAUCUUAGGAUAGAACAUGAACCAAUAGUGCUCCACAAGUACAACAAAGUUGCUUACGACCUUCGUGAAACUGCUCAAGUAAUAUGCAAAGUUCAAGCGUACCCAAGACCUGAAUUCCAAUGGAGUUACAGCACGCACACAGCCCCUCUUCUCCCUGGCAGCGAUGGACAUUAUGAAAUCAACACAACAGUCAAUGAAGCAGGAGGCGACGUGUACACAUCCAUCCUACAAGUCUCCAACUUGCGCGAACUAGAUUAUGGUGAUUACAACUGCCGGAUCGCAAAUGCCCUUGGUAAUGUUCGCACGACCAUCCAGCUCCAACCGAAAGGUGCUCCAGAGAAACCAGAAUCGGUGACAGCAACGCAAACGGGACAUAACUAUAUCACCCUGAAGUGGGUGCCUGGAUUUGAUGGUGGACUCCAGAACACCAAGUAUUUCGUGUCGUACAAGAAAGUACACCACUCGGCAGACAAUGAUAUUGACAGUGAUUGCUACGCGUCCAGGAAGGCAAACACAUAUUUGUCAGAGGAAUGGCAAGAGUUUGACUGUCAGAGGAGCAACCCGUGCAAUGUUACAGCCCUUGAACAGCACCAGACCUAUGUAUUUAAGAUGAAGGCGUAUAACUCAAAAGGACACAGUGAUUACUCUGAAGAAGCCUAUGCUAUGACUAAAGUUGACCGGAUACCUGCACCUCAAAGAGUAACUUUCAACCCAGAAACUCUGGACCUCACCUUAAACAUUGCUGCCACUUGUCUGCAAUUGGUGGGCGUUGUUGAAGCAACAACAAGUCAACUAGCAGAUCCUGACUGGCAUAUAAUUGAAACCCUCCAUCUAGAAGCUUCUGGAAGCGGCUCAUCACGGCAAGAGGCAACCAUCUCAUCCCUUGCUUCAAGGAGAGCCAGCACUGGACGAUCGCUUGAUGACCCUGUCGAAGACCAAUUACUUGUUGACCGUUCAAUGGCUGAUGAAGUGAGAGUUCGUGUCCGUCUUUGUCUCAGAAGCAGUCAAGACACCUGUGGAGAUUACACUGAAGCUGAAAUUGGACCUUCGUACGUCAAAGAAGCAAGCACACUACCCACACCAACGAUCAUUGCAAUCGUUGUAUCCUGUGUUGUUUUCUUAUUGUUCAUUGGUUUACUCUAUGUGUUCUGUCGCUGCAAGAGCAAACAAUGCAAGAAGGGAAGCGGGAAAGACUACGAAAUGGACUCAUCGGUGCAUCCAAGUAUUGUGCAACAAGCCCCACCACCUUACUACCCUGCAUCUGGAAUGGAAAACAAGGCGUUGGAACACUCAUUAGACUUGGCGCUAGAUGACCAGAACAAAUAUGUGAAUCAGAACGAGUACGGUUACCACACCAACGCGCACGGAGGCGGACAACAUCCAAAUGGGGUGAACAUGGCUUACAUGGAAAACAGUUAUUCCAACUCAAACAACGGCGGUUCAGUGAACUCGCAGGACUCGUUAUGGCAGAUGAAAAUGCAGGCAGCAAAUUCACCAGCAGGAGACCACCACCAUCAUAUUGCCGACAGGACCAACCAUUAUGGUGGAUAUGACCCUCUAACUCAUGGUGGAUACGGCACUGUUGACGAUUAUGCUCCUUACCCACACUUGACAUCCCAAACCCCAGACUACGGCAGUAACGCACCAUCUCGACAAGAUUAUGCUGCUCCCAACAAGGCUCACCAAGGCCAUUUACGUAGUAUAGAUUCACCAUACCAUGAUGUGAGUGGCCUGCCAGAUCCAUACAUGGAUCAUCAAUUAAUGGAUAGUGAAGAAAAUCUGAAACCUCAACAACACCUCUCAAUGUCAUUUGACGAAAGCCUAGAAUCUGGGUAUUCGACACCGAACUCAAGGAAUAGACGAAUUAUACGUGAAAUAAUUGUAUAGCUGCAUUCGUAAACUUGACGCACCGGAUGCGUCAGUUGCCUGUAGGAUAUGAAUUUGUUUUUGUUGAUUUGAACCCUUCUCGCUCGUCAACAACCGCAAGAUCUCAUCAAAAUUUUUAUUUUUUGACUUUUGAUUUUUAUUUAUUUCUCGCAAUCAUACCGUUCCCUUCUUGGAAACCGGAACAUAUUAGGCUCAUUCAUUUGUUUUUGUUUGUUUUUAUAAAACAAAUUUUUAUCAUUUUAUGUUACUUAAUUUUAGAUAUUAUGGAACAUGAUGACACAUUUAUUCGGAAGUGAUUUUUGAGACGCUCGCAACUUAGUACUUAGGUACAGAAACUUUUGAAGAUCAGUUCCACUGAUCAAAAUUUUACUUUCAGUGGACAUUUUUGGAAGUUCAAGCCCUUUUAGAGAUCCCUGUAUUUUUGUGGCGAAAACUUUCUCUGAUCCAAAAAUGUUCCCCUCGUGCAAUGUGAAUUAUAAAAAAUUUUUUAUUCAAAAGUGGUAGGAUCUAAUUUUAAUAGUAUCUAAAGACAGCGAGGAAUUAUUAAAGCACUCAUUUGCUCCUCUUAAAGGGUUUUUAAGGCUAGUCAUUGUUAAGUUUAUUUUCUUGAUUCUUGCCUCCUGAUAGAUUCUGUUAAUUGACAAUAAUUUUGCAGCAAUCCAUUAACAAAAUGAAAAUUUGCAUGAAUGCACAUUUUAGAAAAAUGAUAAAUUUCAUCAAUUUUGUGUGCACUUAGAGAUAAAACAGAGAAUAUUUGUAUUCUCUUUUCUUCUCUUCUUUUUCAGUAGAAUGAUCUGUAUUCAUUCAGAAUCUUAAAUUGCUCAGUCCUAAAUUCAAGUAACCACAAUUUGUUUUUAUUCAGAUAUUUUCUCUGUAUGUAUCUGAUAAAUACCUGUAAAAAUUUAACCAUUUUAGAUUGGUAUUUUUCUAUUUUGCAGAGAUGAUUACAGGCUUUGUCAAUAAUGUUUGUUCCUUAAGUAAAAUCUAUCACAAUAAAAAAGUUUACUCUGAUCAUCAGUUUUCCUGUUAGAACCCGAGGGUUCUGAGUUUUUCAAGGAUUUAAAAACAAAAUGAAAAAAAAAAGAAGCUAAAUUUCUGAAGGACUGUAGAUAUUCUCUCCAAAAAUCUUCUCAUUGAAUUUUGAAGCACAAUGAUUCUGUGACCUACCAGUGUAAAAUAAGCAAUAUUUGAUAACUGCCAAAAAGUCUUCCUGCAGUCUCGAAUAGCGCAUGAAGCGGCUCUCAUUCUCACUGCCUAAUUCGUCUCAUCAUUAAUCUCUGUCCGAAUGACUCUUUUCUUAUGUUAGUGUUCUUUUCUUUUAUUUUCCGUCGAUGGUAAAUACAUACUAGUGUUCAUGUUUUUUCUUGUAAUUUAUCUAGGUAGCUAUUUUUCUUACGAUGGAUUCGUACCUUGACUCUGCGAAUCGUUGUUGAUCAGUAUUUUGUACAAACGUAUACAUAAUCUCCGUUUUACCGGGACCUGUAAUCUAUUGUAAAUUUGUAAAGUCACUACUUAAUUGUUCCAAUGCUCAUGUGAUGAUGUUUGAGAUCCCUAUUUCUCCGUCUUUUAAAACUGUAAUUUGUCUGACUGAAUUGGAUAGGGAAAGAAACUUGUCUUUAUUUUUUUUCUUGUUUCGAAAAAAAGAAGGCAGAAUUUCAAACGUUCCCAUGGACCUGAAUAUUUCAUACCUCAUCAGGAGAUUGUAUUAAAUACUGGCAAAGAUUAUUGACUCAAAUGCCAGUGCAGCAUUAAAGAAAUUAUCAAAAUAGUAGCCGAAACAUUUUCAGGUCUUUGAUUGCAUUGUACAAACUAAUUGUUUGCAGCAAAGCUGCAGAGCCCAAAAAGGUUCCAAUUUGUACUAUUUUAACCAAGUGGUGAGCUUAAAUGACAAGAGUUCAAGCCCCCCUCCAAUUUGCAACACUUGUCACUGCCAGACGUUAGAUACUUCACAUAUUUGACGAUUAAUUUUAAGAUUUCGAAGAGAUAGCUUGUGCCAUAAAGUUGACACUUUGAUCACAUCAGUUCAGUAUUAUCUUUAUUUUUAAUUUAGGCUUGCGUCCAAGUUUGAUUUUCUUUUCGAUACCUUGAUGUUUUGUCUCAGCAUCUUUUAUUUUAAGUAACUCGGAUCCCUGAAUUUUUGGGAAUAUUUUUGUACGCGUUUAGAUGAUAGUAGUUUUUACUCUCUUAUUUAAAUCUUGCGUCUAGUUGAAGUUUUUGGUGCUAUUUUUCUUGAUUUCUCAACUUUGCGAAACAAGGCUGAGAUUUAUCCUUGAAUAUUUUACUGGGAAGCUUGGAAGAAUUCAACUAAAUUUUACAUAUCGAUGGCUAAAGUGCGUAACCAUGUCCCUCUAUUGUGGUAUUUCAAAUCUCUGCUCCUAUUUUAUUUUUUCAAAGAAAAACAAGUCAACUAUGUAGCUUGAAAUUUCUAUGGACUAUUCUGCUAAUAAAGAAGACAAAUCAAAGAAGUUUUCAAGAAAAUAAGUUGACUUGUUUUCCAGAGAAAAAAUAAAAUAUGACUGGAAGUCUGCAACUUCGCCAUCAGAGGUACGUGGUUUCGCACUUUAGCCAUCAAUGUGAUCUAAUGUGAGCGAUGCAAACUAUUGUUAGCCACUCAUUCUGGAAUGUCAAAUUUUAUCCCUUACUUUUAUGAAUUUAAGAAGAUUCUUGCAAAUUUUCUUCCCUCUAAAAUUACAGAAGAACAAGACCUAAUUUUUUAAUUAAACUGACUCUUGACUUCCUGUUUUAUUUUUUAUAAAUUUGCAUAAUGAAUCAAUUUAAUUAAAGUUUGCACCCAGCAGAAGAAAAAGGAUCUGUUUUUGAAAAUGAAUUCGUCUAAUGAACCAAUUGAAUUAAAGUUUGCACCCAGCAGAAGAAAAAGGAUCUGUUUUCGGAAAGAAAAUGAUCAAGAUACUUCAAACCCUUACCCAUUGUUGAUAUCAGUGUUGCUUUCAAGUUGCCGUGUUGUAAUUAGGGUUUUUUUUGUAAGUGUAAAUUUUGUACAUUACCUGUUUGAUAUGUUAAUACUGUAUGAAAAGUGUAUUUAGGCUGUUCUUGAUGCAUUUUGUUCAUCAAUUUUCUAGUUCAUAGCCCUUUCCCUGUACGGAACCUUUUAUUAAGCUUUUUAAAGUGCUCAAGUGUUUAAAAAUGUAUGUAUAUACGUUCAAAAUUCUCCACUAUUCAGAGUAUGCUUGUAUGUCUGCUAGUCAACAUGACGUUUUCACUGACAGUAAGAAUGCUGUCGACAUACUUGGAUUUUUUGAGAAGAUUAAUUGCAUUUUUUUCUCAUUAUGUACUGAGAUGCGUCAGUCACCAGUGAUACAGAACUUUACUUUGAUUAUUAGCCCUAGAUCUGCUGAAAUUAAUAACAUUGACAUGAUCGCCGAAUUCUUACAUUGUAAUCAAACGAAAGUAGUCGCCUCUUUUUGAAAUACAUAACAGAUGAUGUUAUGUAUCCACGAUUAGAGUUUAUAUCAUGGUGUCUUGAAUCUUUGCCACAUCAAUCGUUGAUCCUUUUGUUUUAAGUAAUAAUUUUUAUUACAAUUUUAAACACAACUUUAUGACACAUGCACAAUAUAUAUUGUUAUAAGCAGUCUUAAGGAUAAAUUAUUAGUUUCAAAGUUUUAUGGAUGUCGCAGUAUCAGUUCAUCAGUGGCAGUAUACUAUUUCAGGUUCUCCAGUGAGUCUUGAUUUCAGACUGAUAUUUUACAACAACAGACCAAAAUAUUGAAAAUUACAAUGCACAAGUGGGUGUUUUUGUGGGUUUGAAUAUUAUUUUACCCAAGUUUGUAGAAUCUGCUUAGUUUAUUCACCAUUAGACACUAAAAAGUACAAGUUUGUUGACAGUCUACAAGUAAAGAUAUUUUUCGAAAAGACAUUGCCAACGUUUCACAUGAAUUUUCUUUUGUGCAACAUUGGCUCCUCCCUAAGUUGUAGUAUCUUCCCCUAAAUUUUGCACCUUCUUUAGAUCUUUGCAGAUGACUCACGUACAUUUGUUGUUUGAUCGCUUUGUAACACUCAUUUGGAAGGGGGAGUGUGUCUCUAGAAAGUAUUGCUCUACUUCUUUGGAUCGUAUUUCCCAGUCAAAGGAGGAUGACUUUUGCCCUUGAUUUUAUUUUUAGACAUUAAGAUUAUUACGACAACCAUUACCUAGUUGUUAUGUUUGACCAGACAAGCACUGCAAAGCAGAAAAACAGCAGUACAGUUAGAAACUGAAUUUAUGCAUUUUUUAUUUGAAUUUUAAACGAACUGAUGUAUAUAGCUAGAACUGAAAUAAACGUAUAAUUAGAACAA